AUGAAUUUAUUUCUAGAAGCAGGCGCGGACCUACAAAUACAAAAUUACAGAGGUGAAACUGCUUUGCACCGGGUCAUCCGAAAUAUUUCAUCAAAUAGCAAUUGCGAAAAAGAGGACGAGAAUAUUAAAUUUCUUGUCAGAGCAGGAGCAGAAGUUAAUGCGAAAGAUGUUUACGGUCGAGUACCAAUUUCAUUAGCACGUGAUUUAAGUAGUGUGAAGACACUUUUAGAAAUGAAGGCCGAUGUCAACAUUCGUAAUAAAUUUGGACAGACGCCAAUCUUUACACAUCUAUUGGACCCAGACUCAAAUUUAGAAGUGAUAGAAUUGCUUUUACAAAACAAUGCAGACGUUAAUAUUCUAGAUAACCACCAGAGCAGUGUUUUGCAUUAUAUUGCAUUUGAGUGCAAUGGUCUUGAAUUCGUUCCUCUCCUAAAUAAAUUUGGAGUGAAAGUUUGUACUGAUAAACUUGAUCAUUUGCCAUGCGAUAUUUCCUUGUAUUGCGGUCAUAAGAAAGGUUUUGAUGCUUUAUGUCAGUGUGACAAAAAACACCAUCAAGUGGAUAUAUUUGAUCUUGAAAACAAAGUUAUCAACAUGAAUGAAAGACAAACAGAUAUCUUAUCAAACGUUUCCAAUAUUAAAGAUCCUUUCAGCAAAUACCAAAUGCAUUUGAAGUCUGAACUAUUAAGUUUAACAGACAUAGGCUGUGUAUCUUUAAACAAGGAAGGACAAAUGAUUCGAGUUUUUGUAAAUGAGUUGAUUUCGAAAAUUUGUCUUGAGAUGUCUUGUCGUGAUAAAAUGCUAACAAAUACUGUAAUGGAAUCGGGAAGCAUAAGAGAAAAUACCAAAGUAGGAAUACCUAAUGAAUUUGAUUUUGUUUGCGUUCUAGAGAAAUUUGGACAAAUUUGUGAAGUCGAUGAAGUAAAAACCAAUUCUGACCAUAAAUUCGCAUAUUUAAAACUCAAAGAAGAUUUAAAACACGAAGAAAUUAUUCAUCUGUUUGAUGAAAAAGGUUAUCUCGACAAUUAUGCAAUAUGGGAGAAAUGCGGAAUGAUGAUAGACAUUUCCUUGUUGAACUAUGAAUUAUUUAAUAUCCCAAACGUGUACUUUGAUGGACAAAGAAUACAGAAAAACGAAUCUAUGCUAGACCCGACAUUCACCUUCAGCAUAGUGUGGCAUGGCUGUUACUACAAAGAGCUAGAAAUAGACAUAGACCUUGUGUUAGCAUGCAGAAUAAAAGGUUGGUGGCCACAUAAAACUGAGCUACACCAUCUUCCAAAUAAUAUACAAAACAACAUAAAAGAUCAAGGAGCUUUGUUAAUGUUUCAAUCAGAGUUAAUGGGAAAGUCGUUCUACGUAGCUGAUUCAAAAUUUCGAAUAUCUGCGAUGGAUGCAGAGACACAGUAUAUGAAUUGUGUGUCUAAUCUUGCACGUGAUGCUUACAUCAUCUCAAAAAUCAUGUGCGAUUCUCGAAUAUGUCCCAGUGUACAUGUUGAUGAAUCACAAGACCAGGAUUGUGAUUCACAGCAGUUUAAUGAUAUUGAUAUCGAAUGCAUGUCUAAACACUGGAAUAUUGCUGACUCAGAAGAUUCAUGUCAGUCAGAUUAA
Mytilus trossulus (common blue mussel) is the source of this 1605-nucleotide messenger RNA. RefSeq lists its product as uncharacterized. Bases 1 to 1605 code for a protein of 534 amino acids. Gene Ontology annotation, molecular function: protein binding. Lineage: Eukaryota; Metazoa; Mollusca; Bivalvia; Mytilida; Mytilidae. The record is from RefSeq and is a predicted model, not a curated record. The transcript is spliced from 2 exons.